Molecule: messenger RNA, 4229 nt
Organism: Rhineura floridana
Lineage: Eukaryota; Metazoa; Chordata; Lepidosauria; Squamata; Rhineuridae
Gene: SGSM3
Product: small G protein signaling modulator 3
Exons: 24
Coding region: 416-2668 (750 amino acids)
Molecular function (GO): protein binding
Source: RefSeq, a predicted model, not a curated record
GCCCCGCCCUCGGGGUCCUGCGCAUGCGUUAUGGGUUGACGGGAACUAGAUCGGGGGGAAGUUGGAGCAGGUAGAGGUGGUGUACGAAGUAGUCUCCAACCUGGAGAUCCUGAACCACUUAGCUCCUGGCAAUGUCUGCUUUUGCUCUGGAAAGGAAACCAGCAGGGAAUCUCUGAGGCCAACUGUGUCAGGCCCAGAGUUAUAGUGGAGCAGACAUUUGAACCCAAGACAUCUCACUUGAAGUCCAACACUCCAUAUACUACACUUGAGUGGCUUGUUUUAUGUGUGCCUCCCAACAUCUUGGUAGAUCAUAUCCUCUCAAUAGAGUUUCUCUUGGAACGUACAGAUAAGUGUAUACGGGCAGUGACUUUCUGGAGAGUCUAAUAGCCACCAUUGUCCACAUUCCACUGUCACCAUGUCAGGAAGCUAUACUCCUACUGCUGGGGGACCCUUCUCUGCUCUCACACCCAGCAUAUGGCCUCAGGAGAUCUUGGCAAAAUACACCCAGAAAGAAGAAUCAGUUGAGCAGCCAGAGUUCCGGUAUGAUGAAUUUGGUUUCCGAGUAGACAAAGAAGAUGGUGCUGAGCCAAACUCCAGCAAGCUCUUGGGGAUCCCACUGAUGGAAGAGCCACAGCACCGGCUGAAAUGGCAGGCCCAUUUGGAGUUCACACACAACCAUGAUGUGGGGGACCUUACCUGGGACAAGAUAGAAGUCAUGCUUCCACGUUCAGAUAAGCUGCGAUCACUGGUGUUGGCUGGCAUUCCUCAUAGCAUGAGGGCCCAGCUAUGGAUGCGACUAUCAGGUGCUCUACAGAAGAAAAGAAAUGCAGAAAUGUCUUAUCGAGAAAUUGUGAAAAACAGCUCAAAUGACGAAACAGUUGCUGCCAAACAAAUUGAGAAAGACUUGCUGCGUACCAUGCCCAGCAACGCCUGCUUUUCCAACAUGAAUAGCAUUGGAGUGCCACGGCUACGCAGAAUUCUCCGGGGGCUAGCUUGGCUGUAUCCAGAAAUUGGCUAUUGUCAAGGCACUGGCAUGGUAGCGGCUUCCUUGCUUCUUUUCUUAGAAGAGGAAGAUGCAUUCUGGAUGAUGUGUGCUAUCAUUGAGGACCUAGUGCCAGCUUCCUACUUCAGCACCACUCUGAUGGGAGUCCAGACUGACCAGCGUGUCCUGCGCCAUCUCAUUGUGCAGUACUUGCCACAACUGGACAAACUUCUUCAGGAGCAUGACAUUGAGCUAUCCCUGAUCACCCUGCACUGGUUCCUAACAUCAUUCGCUAGUGUUGUGCAUAUCAAGCUGUUGCUACGCAUCUGGGACCUCUUUUUCUACCAGGGCUCCAUAGUUCUCUUCCAGGUCACACUGGGCAUGCUCAGCAUGAAGGAAGAUGAGCUGAUCCAGUCAGAGAAUUCUGCAUCCAUCUUCAACACACUCUCAGACAUUCCCUCUCAAAUAGAAGAUCCAGAUGUGCUCCUGCAGGAAGCCAUUCGUGUCGCUGGCUCGCUGACAGAUGUGGCAGUGGAGACUCAGCGUUGCAAGCACCUGGCUUACCUCAUUGCAGAUCAAGGGCAGCUGCUCAAUGCUGGUGCUACUGUCAACUUAUCAAAGAUUGUGCGACGCAGGACGCAGCGCAGGAAGUCUGGCAUCACUUCCCUGCUUUUUGGAGAAGAUGAUAUGGAGGCACUAAAGGCCAAGAACAUUAAACAAACAGAGCUGGUCGCAGACUUACGCGAGGCCAUCCUGCAAGUGGCACGGCACUUUCAGUGUGUGGAUCCCAAGAGCUGCAGCAUAGAUCUGACUCCCGAUUACACCAUGGAGAGCCACCAGCGAGACCAUGAAAGCUACGUGGCAUGUUCUCGGAACCAUCGGCGACGGGCCAAGGCACUGAUGGAUUUUGAGCGCCAUGAUGAUGAUGAACUGGGCUUCCGUAAGAAUGAUAUCAUCACGAUCAUCUCUCAGAAGGAUGAGCACUGUUGGGUGGGAGAGCUGAAUGGCCUGAGAGGUUGGUUUCCUGCAAAGUUUGUGGAGGUUCUGGAUGAACGGAGCAAAGAGUAUUCCAUUGCUGGAGAUGAUUCGGUCACAGAAGGUGUGACAGACUUGGUUCGAGGGACACUCUGCCCAGCCCUCAAGUCUAUUUUUGAACAUGGGCUGAAGAGACCAUCUCUGCUGGGGGGGGCCUGCCACCCCUGGCUCUUCAUUGAAGAGGCUGCUGGGCGUGAAGUGGAGCGUGACUUUGACUCUGUGUAUUCCCGUCUUGUGCUCUGCAAGACCUACAGGUUGGAUGAAGAUGGAAAAGUGCUAACUCCAGAAGAGCUGCUUUAUCGAGCAGUGCAGUCUGUCAACAUGUCACACGAUGCAGUACAUGCCCAGAUGGAUGUGAAGCUUCGUUCUCUCAUCUGCAUUGGGCUGAAUGAGCAGGUGCUGCAUCUGUGGCUUGAGGUGUUGUGCUCUAGCCUGCAGGCAGUGGAGAAAUGGUUCCAUCCCUGGUCAUUUUUGCGCAGUCCCGGCUGGGUGCAGAUCAAGUGUGAGCUCAGAGUCCUCAGUAAAUUUGCAUUCAGCCUUUCUCAGGACUGGGAACUCCCUAUAAAAAGAGAGGAGAAGAAGCCACUGAAGGAAGGAGUUCAGGACAUGCUUGUGAAGCAUCACCUCUUUAGCUGGGAUAUAGAUGGGUGACUCCUUGUCAGGCCUCCGUUUGGACUUCUUGGAUGACAUAAACCAUUGGCAUAUACCCCCUCCUCCCCACCAGCCUGUUCCCCCUUCAUGCGUUGUAUAACCUGACUGAUCCUUUCCUCUCACCAACAGUCUUGUGCUAGUCAAGAGAUCUCUCUUGUAGUCUGGUAUCAGUUUGCUCCAGCAGCUGGGUAGGAGCACAGUGGUUGUGCUGCAUUGUUCAAACUGUGGUUGUCUAGCUUCCCUUUUCCACAGUGUCACUAACUUGAUUGUGCAGAGCAUGUAUGCACAUAGUCUAUGGGAGUUAUGUAAACCACUCAGACCUGGUAGCCAAGUGCCACAGACUGGUAUGUUCAAGGUCUGCUGGGCUUGGUGAGAGGGAAGACAGCAACUUUGGCUAAAAAGUUGUCAUAACUAGGCAGAGGACACAUAACAAAAUACAGGGAUACCCUAAGGCUAGGUAGUCCAGCUUUUAAAAUUCCUUCAUGGCAGGGAGAGUAUACUGAUGGCUGGCAAGUUCCUCCAAAGCUCACAAAGCUGUAAUGCUAAACAUUUAUUUUCCUAAACAGAGAGGUUUGAAGCACCCCUAAGUAGUAGAGAGAAUGUGAUUCAUGACAAGUUUUCCUAGGUGCUAUAGCGCAUGAAUGGAUGUGGUACUGCCACAAAGUGCCUAAAUUGGCUGGUUACUAAAAUUGCCUUGAAUGUUUUAAAGGAUAGUGGGGGGCAGCAGUAACCUGUUCUUUGACUCUGUUCAGCUAGGAGUCAGAAUUAGUUUGUUUUAGCCUGGAACAGUUUUUUACAAACUGGUUACCAAAAGAUGUCAAGUAUAUCCAGAAAUCCCUGUAUAUUUUGAAGUAUCUUAGCAGGAACUUGAUUCACAGGGCUGAGCUGGCUCAGGGAGACAACUGCAGCCUUUAGCCUGAGGGUGAUGAGAAACGCUGCAGGAUAGGAGCACACCGCUUGCUGCAUGGUGGCAGCACAGGUUGGGGAGCACAAUCAAAUUAUGAAACAAGAUUGUCAUUUUGGUUUCUAAAUAAAUUGCACAUCUUGUGACUAAGUCAGUAGUAGGUGAAGUCAGACUGAUCUUGCAUAUGCCUUUAGCCUUAUUUCUGUUCUCUUGAGUUACAUUACUGUUUGGGAGGCGUAGGAAUUGACAGUUUUGCUAAUGACUCUAGGAGUUGCAUAUUAAGUACAUCAGCCUUGAGGUAUUGUAUUCCUUAUUCCUGUUUCAGUAUGGUCACCUAGAAUAUUCUGAUUGAGAAGUGGGUAAGAACAAAUUGUAAGGUGAAAUAUUAAAGCCCAAUUUCCCAUGGGAUGCAGGAAGGGUGGCAAAAUAUCCAGUAAGAGGACAAAGUGCAAGUAUGACCAAUGCUGCUGCUGUUAGGAAGGAGAAACUGCCACCUAAGCUAUAACUUGUAACAAAAGGGUGAAAUGGCUCUUCACUACUUCACAAAUAUUGACUGUCCUUGCUUUCUUUUCACCAUGGCAAGUAUCAGUAUCUAAAUGCCAUGACCAAAGAUGAGAUGUACAAAGAUGCUACAAUACAAUUUUUUUAAUAAAAUUG